Messenger RNA from Oreochromis aureus, 1899 nucleotides. Its product is annotated as coxsackievirus and adenovirus receptor-like. Bases 195 to 743 code for a protein of 182 amino acids. The record is from RefSeq and is a predicted model, not a curated record. The transcript has 3 exons. Lineage: Eukaryota; Metazoa; Chordata; Actinopteri; Cichliformes; Cichlidae.
UCCUGAAGACACAUCGGAAGUGUGGAAUUUGAACGAGUGACUGAAAACCAAAACUUUCAGCACUGUAUAAACCUUAAAUGUAACCUCAUGUAGUCAAGUGUUAAUUUUAAGGUCUGUUAUUCACUGAAAAUAUCAACAGACUCAGACUUUUAGAACAAUCUAAGAGUCAGAUCAGCAGAAACAAAAACACGGAAAUGUUUCCUGUAACUGCGUCGCUCUGCUCGACUUUGCUGAUUGUCCUUUUCGUCGUGUUUGUCUCUGCAGACCAAAAAAGCAUCACAGCUGAGUCUGGACAGAACGUCACUCUGACAUGUCGAGCUCCAAACAACAAGAUCAUAGUUGUAGAGUGGAGCAGAGCUGACCUGGGAGAUGAAUAUGUGCUUUUGUACAGAGAUGACCAAUUUGUUCCAGACGACCAGCAUCCAUCUUUUAAGAACCGGGUGGAUCUGCAGGACAGACAGAUGAAGGAUGGAGACGUGUCUUUGAUUCUGAAGAAUGUGACGAUUAAUGAUGUUGGAUCAUACGAGUGUCGUGUCAAGACAGGAAAUAAUCGCAGGAAAAGAGCUGAUCUCAGUGGUGAACCCAUCAGCAUCAUCUACCUUCAUGUUGAUCCUCCAGGUCAGACAGCAGGAUCUGUUGGAGUGAUCGUUGGAGUGAUCAUCGGUCUGAUUGUUGCUGCUGUUUUUCUUGUUGCUGCUGGAUUUUUGAUCUACAAACAUAUAAAGAACAGAAAAUUAAUUUAAACUAGCAUCCUGAUGAUCAACAAGUUUGAAAUGUCUCAGAGCUCAUCGGUCUGUCGGUUUCUGCUGUGAUUCUUGUUGCUGCUGUUGUUGGAAUUUUGUUCUACAGAAAACAUGAACAAACUCAGAGUCAGGAUUCAUACUAGUCUCCUCUUGAACUGCAGUAGAACUGAAAUGUCUCAGAGCAUUUUACAUUAAGAUGGCAGCCUGCAUCUUUAAGGCAGAAAAGCAAAAGUGAGCCUGACUGAAGAAAGUAAAACAAUAGAGUCCAAAUAGAAAACUAAAAGAGUUGCUUAAUUUCAAAUAGAUUCCACAGUAGAGACAAUGGUUAAAUAAGGAGCUAACAGUUCCUCAAGUAAAAGGGAAAAAACAAACAAAUAAAUAAAAUCUAUCAACUGAAAAUUGGAAACCACAAUUAAAAAAAAAAAUAAUGUUCUCCAGCAUCUGUGGGUAAUUCCCAGGAAAUUAAACCCAAAGUGAUCCAAGAAAGAUCAAAGUCAUUUUUUAAUCUGCAAGGUGAGAAGUUUAGAGAAGAUACUGAAUAAUGGAAGGUGUUGAAAAAAUAUUAUCGCCUACACUUUACUGUUUGCAUUUCAUGUUCUUUACAUCUAUUAUUAUCAAUUUACUGCUAACACUGAGCAAAUAUCACUUCUGAGCUAUUGUAAUAUUGCAAAUUAUUAUUAGUAGUAGUAUUCUGUUUUGAUGAUGUGUGGUUUUAAGCACACACAGGUUUUCAUCAUUUGAUUGUAUGUUUGGUCUCAGGCAGCUAAAUUAGUUUGUAGAGAAAAAUUACAUGUCAGAUUUGUGUUUGUGAGGUUAGCAGCUCUCAUGAGUUUAACAUGUUCAUAUUUUCAAACGAAAGUUAAUAAAUCCUUCACAUUUGUUCUUUCACAAUUUGUAUGAAGCUAAAUUUUAUUUCCAUUGAUGUCAGCAAUUUACUCUGUUCAUGGUUUGUUUCUCAUCAGUAUUCAUGAGUUCAGUGAGAGCUCAGGUACCCCCACUGCAAAACUCUUUAUAAAUUUACAUUUCAGUAGAGGACAAUCUUCUGGAUGGUUGUUAAUUCAGUUUAAAUGUUUCAAGAGCUGGUUACAUAUUUUUUAUUUUAUUUAUUUCAAGCUUUUCAUAAAAGUUUGCUAAUAAAGUUCUACUAUAAAAAAUA